UGUGGAAAAAAAAAGAAAAAAAAAUGGAAAUUAAGUGUAAAUAUAAAUAUAUAUAUUUAUAUAUUAAAUAGUUUUAUUAAAUUAAUUAAAGAAAAGAAAGAAAAGAAAGGACAAAAAGAAGAAAAGGAGAAGAAAAUUUCAUUUUCUCUUUUCUUCUUCUUCUUCUCUUCCCUUCACCGCCAAGUUUGAAGACAUCCAAGUUCUCUUUAUUUUUUUUUUCUUUUUCCUUCUUCAAUUUGCAGAGAACUUCUAAGAGAGAGUUUGGAAGAAGAAGAGAAAUUUUACUAGAAUUUUUAGGUUGAAGAAGAGGAGGAGAACUCAAGCAAAGUGUAUCAAUGGCUGAAUUUUAGUUCAUUCUGCACAUCACUGGUUUUUAAUUCGGUUUGAACUCUUCAAAAGGAAUUAAGAGGGCAGUUGGUUUUCAAUCGAAAUAAGGAGGUCUCUGGUUUUUCUUGUAUUUCAGAGUGUAUCGGUGGAGUUAGAAUUUCUAUUUGGAACAAGUUAAAGAGGUCGUGUGCGCGCGAUUCUGGAAGUGGUUCUGUUUUGAGGGUUAUAUGUGUUUAUGCACGGGGAAUCAGAUUUAUAUGUCUUCAGGUAGAGAUCAACUUCCCGGUGCCUGAUAGACUGCCUUAGUCUGCGGAAGCUUCAUUAUCGAUUGCAAGAGUCAUGCCACCACGUACUGGUAGACGACGCCGGCAGAAUCAGGACGGGAUGCAGGGUCCUACCCAAGGUCCAUCUGUAGGGGAAUCUAGUACCCUAGGAGUUCGAGGUGGUGCAGGAAACGAGCAGUUUGCGAGAACAACACAGGAAAUAGGAAGGCCAGAUAGAGCAGAGCCUAGUGAUCCAGAAAAGGCAUACGGAAUUGAACGGCUGAAGAAGUUAAGGGCUACAGUGUUUGAAGGUUCCACAGAUCCAGCUGAUGCAGAGAACUGGUUGAAUAUGCUUGAAAAGUGUUUUGAUGUGAUGAAUUGUCCUGAGGAGCGAAAGGUUAGAUUGGCCACAUUUUUGUUGCAAAAAGAGGCUGAAGGAUGGUGGAAAUCUAUAUUAGCAAGACGUAGUGAUGCACGUGCUUUAGACUGGCAGACUUUUAGAGGCAUAUUCGAAGAUAAGCAUUAUCCCAACACAUAUUGCGAAGCCAAGAGGGAUGAAUUUCUGGGGUUGAAACAAGGAUCACUUUCAGUGGCUGAGUAUGAGAGGAAGUAUACCGAGCUUUCACGGUAUGCUGACGUUAUUAUAGCUUCUGAGAGUGACAGGUGCCGAAGGUUUGAAAGAGGGUUGCGUUUUGAAAUACGUACCCCAGUUACAGCCAUUACUAAGUGGACGAAUUUCUCUCAGUUAGUGGAGACUGCCCUUCGUGUGGAGCAGAGUAUAACAGAAGAGAAAUCGACAGUAGAGCUUAGUCGUGGGACUUCAACAGCUAGUGGAUUUAGAGGCCGUGAGCAGCGGAGGUUCACGCCUGGAAUAAAUAUUUCAAGCCGUCAAGAUUUUAAGAAUCGCUCUGGAGGUCAAGCAUCGAGGAACGUGAGUUAUGGUAGUGUUUUUCAGAGACAGAGCCAGAGAAUACCUAGUCAACCCAUUAGAUCAACAGUAAGAUCGCAACCAGGUCAGGAGUCCAUUGCUAGUACCGUCAGGCGAAUACCAUGCACGAGUUGUGGCAGGAACCAUCGGGGUCAGUGUUUGGUAUGUGCCGGUGUAUGUUACCAGUGCGGACAGCCAAGACAUUUCAAGAAAGAUUGUCCGCAGUUGAACAUGACAGUUCAGAGAGAUCAGGGAGUUGGGUCCCUGACAAUUGAGCAAUCGAGAGUUUCAGUGGUUCCAACAGAGGGCACCAGUGGUGCAAGGCAAAAGGGAGUUGUUGGAAGACCGAGGCAACAGGGAAAAGUCUAUGCUAUGACUCAACAAGAAGCAGAGGACGCACCAGACGUUAUUACUGGUACGAUUCUUAUUUGUAAUGUACCUGCAGAUGUUUUAUUUGAUCCAGGUGCUACGCAUUCCUUUGUUUCUAGUAUAUUUCUGAUUAAGUUGAAUAGGAUGCUAGAGCCUUUAUCUGAGGGGUUAGCUAUAUACACUCCAGUUGGUGACGUUUUACUUGUUAAUGAGGUGUUACGUAAUUGUGAAGUUUUAGUAGAAGGUAUCAGUUUGCUAGUGGACUUGCUACCACUAGAGUUGCAGAGGUUAGAUGUAAUUUUGGGAAUGGAUUUCUUAUUUGCUCAUUAUGCAUCUAUGGAUUGCCAUAGGAAGGAAGUGGUUUUCAGAAAACCAGUCUUUGCUGAAGUGGUUUUUAGAGGUAUGAGGAAGGCCGUUUCUAGAAGUUUAAUCUCAGUUUUGAAAGCUGAGAAAUUACUGAGGAAGGGUUGCACAGCGUUUCUUGCACACAUCGUAGUAGUGCAGAGAGAAAAACUAAAGCCAGAAGAUGUUCCUGUGGUGAAAGAGUUUCUUGAUGUAUUUCCAGAUGAUCUGUCAGGUUUGCCACCUGAUCGAGAGAUUGAGUUCACCAUUGAAUUAUUACCAGGAACAACACCUAUUUCACAGGCCCCGUAUAGAAUGGCUCCAAGCGAGCUAAAAGAAUUGAAGAUGCAGUUACAAGAACUAGUUGACAAGGGAUACAUCAGGCCUAGUGUUUCGCCGUGGGGAGCACCAGUGCUUUUUGUGGAAAAGAAAGAUGGUACCCUCAGAUUAUGUAUUGACUAUAGACAGUUAAACAAGGUUACAAUACGUAACAAGUAUCCUUUACCACGCAUCGAUGACUUAUUUGAUCAACUAAGGGGAGCAGCGUUGUUCUCUAAGAUUGACUUAAGGUCAGGAUACCACCAGUUGAAGGUUAGAGAAUCAGAUAUUGCUAAAACAGCAUUUAGAACGAGGUAUGGGCAUUAUGAGUUUCGAGUUAUGCCAUUCGGUUUAACGAAUGCGCCAGCGGUUUUCAUGGAUCUCAUGAACAGGAUCUUCCAUCGGUAUUUAGAUAAGUUUGUGAUUGUGUUCAUUGAUGAUAUAUUAGUUUACUCAGUUGACAGAGAAUCUCAUGAGGAACAUCUGAGGAUUGUUCUACAGACUCUACGUGAAAAACAGUUAUACGCUAAGUUCAGCAAAUGUGAGUUCUGGUUGGAACAAGUAGUAUUUUUGGGGCAUGUAGUUUCAGAAAAAGGAGUUAGUGUCAAUCCACAAAAAGUAGAAGCGGUUGUCAAUUGGGAAAGACCAAUUAGUGCGACAGAAGUACGUAGUUUCCUUGGUUUGGCAGGAUACUAUAGGCGUUUUAUUGAGGAUUUCUCUCGAUUGGCAUUGCCUUUGACCGCUUUGACAAGGAAGAAUGUUAAGUUUGAGUGGUCAGAUAAAUGCGAGCAAAGUUUUCAGGAAUUGAAGAAAAGACUAGUUACAGCACCUAUUUUGGCACUUCCUGUAACAGGGAAGGACUAUGUGAUUUAUUGUGAUGCUUCAAGGCUAGGAUUAGGUUGUGUGCUUAUGCAAGAUGGGAAUGUAAUAGCUUAUGCUUCAAGGCAGUUGAAGGAGCAUGAGUGUAAUUACCCUACCCAUGAUCUUGAGCUAGCAGCAGUUGUUUUAGCACUAAAAAUCUGGAGACACUAUUUGUUCGGGGAAAAGUGCCAUAUUUUCACAGAUCAUAAAAGUUUGAAGUAUAUUUUUGAUCAAAAAGAGCUAAAUCUGAGACAAAGGCGAUGGCUAGAACUGAUUAAAGAUUAUGAUUGUACUAUAGAGUAUCAUCCAGGUAAGGCCAACGUAGUAGCAGAUGCAUUAAGUAGGAAGUCAAGACUUCCGAAGAGUGCCUUGUGUGGUAUUCGAGUAGCUUUGUUGAAUGAGUUAAGAGGUUCCAAGGCAGUAGUAACUACAGAGGAUUCAGGAAGUCUCUUAGCUCAAUUUCAGGUUCGGUCUUCUCUAGUAACUGAGAUUGUAAGAAGACAGUCAGAAGACAGUAAUUUACAGAAGAAGUUUGAGAAAUCCAAGAAAGGCUUAGAGGUGGAGUUUGAGCUGAGAACAGAUGGAGCCAUUGUUAAACAAGGAAGAUUAUGUGUUCCGAAUAUCAGUGAGCUUAAGAAUGCUAUUCUAGAAGAAGCUCACAGUUCAGCUUACGCUAUGCAUCCAUGUAGCACCAAGAUGUACAGAACU
Cucumis melo (muskmelon) is the source of this 4116-nucleotide messenger RNA. RefSeq lists its product as uncharacterized. The record is from RefSeq and is a predicted model, not a curated record. The annotation marks the transcript as partial. Lineage: Eukaryota; Viridiplantae; Streptophyta; Magnoliopsida; Cucurbitales; Cucurbitaceae. The transcript is spliced from 5 exons. Gene Ontology annotation, molecular function: zinc ion binding; nucleic acid binding.